This is a messenger RNA of Chlamydomonas reinhardtii, 5324 nucleotides long. RefSeq lists its product as uncharacterized. NCBI's taxonomy places the organism in Eukaryota, Viridiplantae, Chlorophyta, Chlorophyceae, Chlamydomonadales, Chlamydomonadaceae. Gene Ontology annotation, biological process: regulation of membrane potential; potassium ion transmembrane transport. The transcript is spliced from 19 exons. Gene Ontology annotation, molecular function: voltage-gated potassium channel activity. Gene Ontology annotation, cellular component: membrane. The record is from RefSeq and is a predicted model, not a curated record. The coding region runs from base 371 to 4564 and encodes 1397 amino acids.
CCAAUUUGAACGAUACCAAGUUAUGUGGAUCGGCACACAACUGACACAAUACGGUCUUCCAGUCUUCGGCGAAGAGUUGUCAGAGCCACCCCAGCUUCGCAGCGCUGCUUGCUGAGGGUAGCAAUAUGACUAUAGAAGUAAACGUGAUACAGAUGGAAUGCGUCUUGGAGGAUACACUUCAAUGAAUACAGGCAUGGCACCGGCAACGGGCCGGGGUUCCUUGCAGUUAAGCCAACACCUGCCUUUGGCCUCUUAAAGCUCGAAACAGUUUAUGAGGUGUCGCGCUCUAGCAGGCAGAAAGCAACAAAGCGACUGCUUCUCAAAACAACUGUCGCCUGAGCAAUAUAUAGCUGGAUUUUGAAGAGCAGGAAUGUCUGCUUCGGCAGGACGUGGGGCGGGUCAGGCGACUGGGCGGUCAUCGACAACCCCGCCAGUCACUGGCGCCGCAGACAACGCCAGCGGGCGUGCGACAGGAGGGGCGAGGGCCGCGGGAACACACCGAUUAGCUCAGGCCGUUUCCGCGCCUCCCCGCGUUGAUGAGGGCGCUGGCUCCCAAGCCCGGUCCGAGCCAUGGUGGAAGGCCCCGAGCACGUCCCUUCUCAACCUACUGCCCAGUCGCCGCGCCCGCGCGAAUGACCCGCUCAAGCGGCUCCACCUUGGGCACUCGGAGCCCACGGAUGCCGUGACACGUCAGGACAGCUCCUUGACCAUGACCACCGUCAGCGAGUCUACGGGGCUCAAGGAGGAGAAGUGGCUGUGGACGGUCCUCAGGUCAUGGAUGCCCACCGCAUCAGCCCAGAUGCGCCGCGCCCCGGCCAUAGUGAAGCUGCAGGCGUUCUUCAAAUUCUCAUUCGAGCAGUUUGAGACCGAGGAGAGCACACUGCAGGAUGCAGAGGAUGAGACUCGGCGCUUUAUCCGAGACAUGCAGGACCGCGCGCAGGAGGUGGCGGCGGAGCGGGGCGACGGUGACGAGGACGGCGGCGGCGGCGGCGGCGGCGGCGGCGGGGAUGUCAGCCCGCGGCCGCAGGAGCGGGACCGGCAGCAGGAGCGGGAGCGGCGCGGCGAGGCGGGCGAGGAGGAGGCGGGUGGGCGGGGAGACGAGGGCAGGCAGUGCAGUGGGGAGGUUGCGAUUGGGAUGGCAACGCCCGAGCUGGCGUCACCGCGGCGGGCGGAACUGGUUGGGUCGGCGAUGCAGGAGGUGGCGGCGAGCAGUGGCAGCGGUGGAUCGGACUCACCGAUGGCAGGAGACCAGCUGGACUCGCCACACAGUGGCCAUCCCCGUCAUGGCCACCAUGCAAACCACGACCACCGGGCCAGCGGCAGCCGCAGCGGUAGCGGCAGCGGCGCCCGCGCAGGGGCCGGCAGGGGCGAGGCAGAGGCGGGCGCGGAGCGCGGCAGCCGCGGCAGCGCAGGACGGCAGCCGCCCGCCGCCGGCGCACGUGUCGGAGGGCUUGGCAGCGAUGGCGGCGGCGGCGCCGCCACAUCGGGGCCAAUCGGCGCCGCUGGGUCCGCAGCCGACACGGCCUCCCGGCGGCGGCCGGCGCAGCGCUUCUCGCUGGCGCGUGUGUCGGAGGCGUUGGCCGCGAGUCGGCGGUUCUCGGAGGCUGCAGGCAGUGGCGCGCUGAGCGUGAUGGCGCACGCAGUGGCGCCGGCGGCGGAGCUGGCGAAGGCGGUGGGGGAGGAGCUCAACCCCACAGACAUGUUGAGAGAUGUGGCAGAUGUGGCCACGGCCUUUGGCGCGGGGCCGGGUCUCAAGGUGCACUACUACCUGGCCCCAUCCGUGUCCAACUACCUGCGCAUCAUCUUCCUAGACCCGGUGCACCCCAACUCCAUGUUCAAGGUGCUAUGGGACUUCUUGUACCUCGGCAUCAACACUUGGAUCCUGCUGGUCACCCCGCUGCUCAUCGUGUUCGUGGACAACAUGCGCAUCUCCACACGGCUGGGCCGCUUCGAGUUCGCCAUCGACCUGCUAUGCAUGCUGGAUGUGCUGAUGUAUUUCCGCACAGCCAUCAUGUGUGACGACUUCAGGGUAAAGGCCAGCCGCACCGCCAUCGCACGAGUCUACAUGCGCACGUGGGGUGUGCUAGACAUGCUGGCGUGCAUCCCCUUCCUGACGAUCAUCAACAUCUACGAGCAUGGCAACCCCUUCUCGCGGCCUGUGCUGCUGUUCCGCCUGACGCGGCUGACCAAGAUGCUGCGCAUGCCGCACAUUAUCGCGAGCAACAACGUGAACGCCUAUCUGGAGGCGAAGGUGUUCAAACGCAAGGGUCUGGUGCCGCUGCUGGUGCUGCUGACGGCGCUGUUCGUGACGAUGCACCACAUGUCGUGCUACUACUACUACGUGGGGGUGGUGGUCACGGAGAACUUCACAGACACGGACGUGCCCAGCUGGGUGCUGGCGGAGGGUCUGCAGGACAUGGAGGCGCCGGCCAGGUACAUGGUGUCUCUGUACUUCACCAUGUACACCUUCCUCACGGUGGGCUACGGCGAUGUGGCGGUAGUGAACAUCGCGGACAAGAUCUGGGCCAUCGCCACGGCCAUCCUGGGCAUUGUGAUGGUGGGCUGGUUCAUGGGCGCUGUGGCGGCCUACAUGGGAGGCACCGGCGGCAUGGAGGCGGAGCUGGCCCAGCGGCGUCAGGACGUGUUCCAGUUCAUCCGCAAGCGCCGCAUCCGCUCCCACACCGCCCGACAGCUGCGGCGCUACCACGACAGCUGCAUGGGCCGCACGCUGGGGGACAACGACCUCGAGGUCAUACGAGGCCUGCCGCGCGUGCUGCGCACAGAGGUCACUCUCACGCUGUACGCCGAAACUGUCAAGAAGGUGCCGUUCAUGCAGACGCGGCCGCCCCAGUUUGUGGUGGACCUGCUGCUGCGGCUCAAGAUGAGGCUGUACGACAAGGGAGAGUACGUCGUACACGAGGGCGAGAUCGGCCGGGAGAUAUACUUCCUGUCGGUCGGCGAGCUGAGGGUGCAGCGCGAGGUGCUGCCAGAGCCCCACGGAGCCCACGACGCAGCCGGCACCCACCGCCACACCCCCGGCCGCAAGCACGGCGCCGGGCGCAAGCACCUGACCGUCAUGUCGCGCAUCUUCGGUCGCGCCCUCCCCACCAGCAUCGCCCGCAUGGCCUCCCGCGCCGCGCCCGGGCCGCCCAGCGGGCCGCUGCUGCUGCCGGCAUCGUCCCUGUUGGAUGCCGUCGCCGACCGCGUCGCUAGCUUCGCAGGCUCGGCAGCUCCCGAGGUAACAACAGCAACAGCAGCAGCAGCAGCAGCAGCAGCAGCAGCAGCAGCAGCCGCUACGCCGGCGGGCGCGGCGACGCCCGAGCACAGCGUCACGCCUCAUAUACUUACACCGGCGGCCACUCAGGAGCACCUGCCCGCCGCUCCGACCUCCGGCCCCCUACCCGCACCCGCACCCGCACCCGGGCCGCACACCACCACCACCCCCACCUACGCAUUGGAGCACGCCGCGUCGGCGCCGGCGGCGCCAGCCGCCGCCGCGGCCGCCGCAGGCGGCGGCGGCGGCGGGGACGGAGACAGAGAAGGCAGCGGAAGUGGCCGAGGCAAGGCCGGCCGGGGCGCCGGCAAGGCGCCGCGUCAAGACGUGCUGUUGAGUGUGUUGUCGGCUGUGCCGCCGCCCGCGUACCUGCCGGGUAUGGCGCGGGCGACGCCGGGCCAUGCCAAGGGCGGCGGGCGCCACGUGAUGCACCCCGUGGUGGUGCCGCUCGGCACAAUCAAGCCCGGCGGCCACUUUGGCUUCGCCAGCUGCCUGUUGGGGCUGCCGCGUCUUAACAGUGUACUGGCGGCAAUACCCAGUGAGGUGCUGGUGCUGGUGCGGGAGGACGUGGACGCGCUCAUUGCGGAGUGGCCGGACAUCUUUGACGACGACGACCUGCAGCCGGCGGUGGCGCGCCAGCGCUCCUUCUGCUUGCGUGAGCGGCCGCUAGUCCAUGCCGACAGCAUGGCCUCCCUCGGUGUGGACCGAUUCGGGGGCCCGCGUGGUGUCAUAAGCGUGAAGCCCCGCCGCGUCACCGGCGAGAACGGAGCUGUGCUGCAUUCCUGGCAGCCGCCGCCGGCGCCGCCGCUGACGCUGGCGCCGCCGCCGGUGCCCAGAGAGGCGUCUUUGCCGACGCCGGUGACGCCGUGGGCGGGCGCGGGAGCGGGAGCGGGCAAGCAGGCGGUGCCGGCGCAGGCGCCGCCGCAGCAGCAGCUGCCGAUGUUGCCGCAGGCGGGUGGGGCUGCUGAAGGUGGGGGCGGAGGCGGAGGCGGGGGCGCAGGCGGGGGUGAGCGGGAGGUGAGGCGCGUGGUGACGCUGCAGGCCCGGAGCGACGCGGGUGCCGGCGGCGGUGCGGCGGAGGGGCAGCAGCCGCCGCGUGUGUCGGCGUCGGCACGCAUGGUGCCUGCGUCCCCGGGGUCGCCGGCCCCGGCUGCACUGCAUGCGGCGACCACGACGGCGGCGGCGGCGGUGAUGGUGGCGCCUGCAGCUAAGCCACACAACGGCGACAGUGGUUCAGCCGCAGGCGGUGGCCGCGCUGGCGAAGUGGAGCUGUCACAGCAGCAGCACUAGACGGGCCACACGGCGUGCUUGUGGAUGACAGUUCGAAGGGCGGGUUGGGGCGUGGGCGGGGCAGGCUGUGAGCCGCUGUUCCUAUAUGGCUAAGGACCAAGAGCGAUUUGUUGCGACCCAAAUGCAUUCGUGUGACUGAAAGUAUUACUUAAGACACUUGCAUUGCACAUGUCAAAUGACACUUAAUCGGUGUUCCGAAGGUUAACGUAGGCGGUAGCGUUGAAUUGUUGUGGGAUUCGCGUGAACACAUGGCCGCUUACUAACGAAGACCCAUCAUGCUCCUGGACUCCGGGAGACAUUACUGACCGUGCUUGGGGGCCAACCUUCGUGAUCAAGUAGACAACAUUUGCAAGUAACGUGUCAAAGACUGUGCGCAUGAUGUGUGCCGCAUGUACAAUAUUAGCGUGUUGCUUGGACGUGUGUGCACACAUGACCACGUUUGAUGUGCCGGGCGGGUGACGGGUUCCUUUCAAUGGUCAGGGAGGAGUGGGCUGAUACCGGUAGACCAUGUCCUUUUGUCGAGUCGAAUGUUUUUUUAUGGCUUGUGACGGAACAUGGCAAACAGGGCUCCUAUCUUAAUGUCUCCAUUACUUGGCCAUUUUGGCCGUUUCCUAGACAUUCCUCCUGGGUGCUAAUGUCUGGGGCGAGACUUUGGUGGCCCGGGUUUGGGGCGAAUUCCUAUGGAGAAGCCCCCAAACCGCCCAGACAAAAGACGGCGGCCACCCGGCCAUUUUUGUCUGGGGCUAGACCAUUACCCCAA